GAGCACAUGGAGCUGGGGAAGUCUACUGCUACUACUGCAACAGCUCAUCUUCUUCUUCUGAGAGACAAGAAGACAGGAGCAGCAAGUUAGGGAGUAUAUCAGUGCAAGGGAGAGGAAGGAGGCGGCAAUGGGGUGCCGGUCCUGCGACAAGCCGAAGAUGAACUACAGGAAGGGGCUGUGGUCGCCUGAGGAGGACCAGAGGCUGAGGGACUACAUCCUGAAGCAUGGCCUUGGCUGCUGGAGUGCUGUCCCUUCAAAGGCUGGUCUUCAGAGAAAUGGCAAGAGCUGCCGGUUGCGUUGGAUCAACUACCUGCGGCCCGGAUUGAAGCGCGGAAUGUUCUCCCAAGAGGAGGAGGACGUCGUCAUCAACCUCCAAGCCAAGUUGGGAAACAAGUGGUCGCAGAUAGCGAUGCAUCUGCCCGGGAGGACAGACAACGAGGUGAAGAACUACUGGAACUCGUACCUGAAGAAGAGAGUGAUGGGCUCCUCAAACGCCGGCAAGAGCCCGUCGCCCCCUGAGCGGCUCACCUCCAUGAGCACCAACACCGGCGGCGGCAGCACGGCCACGUCGACCCACGGGGACCACGACGCCAACCUUAGCGGUGGCAGCCACGGCCAACACGCCAUCUCGCCCGCCGAGCCAUUCAUCGAUCAGCAGCACGAGGCCAAGAACUUCGUAUUCGCCGACUGGAUGCCGACGGCUGCGGUGGCGGCGGCGGGCCCCGACAGCUACACGAUGUCCGCGCACUGGCCCGCCUCCACGGCCAGCUCCGGCAACGUGACGCCGUCGCACGGCGCGUUCGUCGGGGACCAGAUGAGCGGCAGCAGCUACGGCAACGCGCUGCAGCAUCACCCGCACCAGCAGGAUCACCACCACCACCAAAGCGCCGCAGCCGUUGCUCACGGCGGUGCUGCCGCCGGCAUGGUCGCCGGAGGUGGGUACUUCGACCUGCUCAACAUGGGCGACAUCUACGGCGGGUUCACCUCGACGAACGACGACUUGCUCUUCUGAAAUUUCUGGUGCUACGCAUGAAAGCCUGUGACAUAAAUGUUUGUUCUCGAUCGUGUUAAUGUUGUGCAUGAAAAUGGAAUGGAGGUACGUGGGGUAUACUGGUUGAUUGUUUUCAUUCUUCUUCUGUAAGGAAAAUGUGAUCAUGUAGGAGGGAAUUCCCUAGGUUGGACAUAAUUCUUUUGUUGUUGUUUUUCCUGCAAUAAAAAAGCAUGUCUAUUUGUAUUG
Lolium perenne is the source of this 1237-nucleotide messenger RNA. RefSeq lists its product as uncharacterized. NCBI's taxonomy places the organism in Eukaryota, Viridiplantae, Streptophyta, Magnoliopsida, Poales, Poaceae. The record is from RefSeq and is a predicted model, not a curated record.